Messenger RNA from Cyanidioschyzon merolae strain 10D, 1392 nucleotides. Its product is annotated as 4-hydroxy-3-methylbut-2-enyl diphosphate reductase. Gene Ontology annotation, biological process: dimethylallyl diphosphate biosynthetic process; isopentenyl diphosphate biosynthetic process, methylerythritol phosphate pathway. NCBI's taxonomy places the organism in Eukaryota, Rhodophyta, Bangiophyceae, Cyanidiales, Cyanidiaceae. Bases 1 to 1392 code for a protein of 463 amino acids. The record is from RefSeq and is a predicted model, not a curated record. The transcript has a single exon. Gene Ontology annotation, molecular function: metal ion binding; 4-hydroxy-3-methylbut-2-enyl diphosphate reductase activity.
AUGUUCUGUUUUCCCAGCUUAUCGAGACCGCAUAUUGGCACGAAUUUUGCGGAUUUUGAUGCUUCCAAGGUAACGCUCGCACACAGAAGACGCUCACAUGGAGCUUCAUCACGCACCGUCUAUGCAGUUGCCGAGCGGCCGCUAGACAAAAAGCAGCGACGCCGCGAGAUUAUGCAGAGCGAGAAGUUUAAUCGUCGAGGUUUCGCCUCUACGAAAGAAGAAGCACAAGGAUUGAUGGUUGGAGAGUUCUCAUCGGAACUCUUGAAGGCGCUACGUGAAAGUGCGUACACCCUGGAACGGGACGGCUUGACGGUGCUCCUGGCCAAAGCGUAUGGCUUUUGCUGGGGAGUCGAACGCGCGGUCGCGCUAGCGUUUGAGGCGCGUCGUCAGUUCGCCGACAAGCGGAUCUGGAUCACGAAUGAGAUCAUCCACAAUCCCAAGGUUAAUACGAGACUCAAGGAGAUGGGUAUUUUCUUCGUUCCAGAACAUGUGGAUGAACGGGGCAUGCGGCAUAAGGAUCUGAGCGGCAUCGAGCCGUCGGACGUUGUGAUUUUGCCGGCUUUCGGAGCGACGCUCGACGAAAUGACGUAUCUGGAUCGGUUGGGAUGCCAGAUCGUGGACACAACCUGCCCUUGGGUGAGCAAGGUUUGGAAUGCGCUCGAUAAGCAUCAGAGGGCGCGCUGCACCUCUAUCAUCCAUGGGAAAUGGAAUCAUGAGGAGACCAUAGCAACUGCUUCAUUCGCGGAAACGUAUCUGAUUGUCAAGGACCUUGAGGAGGCGGAAUACGUUUGCAACUACAUUCUUCACGGUGGCGAUAAGGAAGCAUUCCUGAACAGGUUUCAAAAUGCGAUGAGCGCCGGUUUCGAUCCCGAACGAGACCUGAAUGCAGUUGGCAUUGCCAACCAAACCACGAUGAUGAAGAACGAGACCGCUGCUAUCGGGAAGCUCUUUGAGAAAACCAUGAUGCGCAAGUUCGGUCCAACCGAGCUCUCGAAGCACUUUGUGGCGUUCAAUACCAUCUGCGAUGCCACGCAGGAACGCCAAGAUGCGAUGCUAGAGCUGGUUGAGCAGGACCUCGACCUCAUUCUUGUCGUCGGCGGUUUCAAUAGCUCGAACACGAGUCACUUGGUCGAGAUCGCCCAUCAGCGCGGUAUUCCUGUCUACCACGUGGACACCGCCGAGCGCAUUGGACCCGGGAAUCGCAUUGAGUAUCGCGAUGUGCAUGGACAAAUCCAGCGCGCUGAGUACUGGUUGCCCAAGACCGGCAAGCACGGUGGCCACGUGCGCCUCGGUGUGACAUCGGGUGCAUCGACCCCCGAUCGUUAUGUCGAGGAAUGUCUUGAUCGCAUCUUCCUCAUCCACGCCCUCGCAAAGUCAGAGGUAGCCGUCUAA